Didymodactylos carnosus is the source of this 2682-nucleotide messenger RNA. NCBI's taxonomy places the organism in Eukaryota, Metazoa, Rotifera, Eurotatoria, Philodinida, Philodinidae. The record is from the annotation of a GenBank genome assembly.
GCUGUUCUUAAAAAAUGUUUUGAUCGGUACCGUUUUAAGAUUUUGUUUGAAUGAAAUUAGUCCUUGACUAUCAAACAUGAGUAGAACAUGUCUUCUCUGAAUAUUCCACUUUUUUUCUCAAUUCUUUUUUGUGUUCAAAAAGAAUUAUAAAAGAUGAAAAAUGUUGUUAUUUAUGAAAAAAUCAUUCGUGUAAUAGUCAGAGAUUCGCUGAGACUGCUGAAAAGGCUAACGACUUACACUUCUAACCUUUUGCUAUAUUGUUAGACUUUCAAACUAUUAGACGUUUCAAAUAUUUGGAGCUGUAGAAGGAAGGGUUGUAUAUAGCAUUAAAGUGGACUACGAGAUAACUGGUUGUAAAUCACUUCAUCACAUAGAUAUAAAUGUAUUGAUUCAGUUGUGAGAUGACGCUGAUAAGCGCUCUCCGUAGUAUGUGAUUAUAUCUGUGAAUCUGUAUUGAUCAUUUCUGGUUAGGCUUUCUCGAUGGAGAGGUGUUUUCGUUGGAUUAUUAGAAAAGUGAAUUCUAUUUCUGGUUAAGUGUCAAAAGAUGCAACAACUAAUUGUUUUUAGACUAGUUUAGAGGACAGGACAAGAAAAUGUGAUUCAUAUUCACAUCUUCGAAUUCUAGACUACUCGUAAUUCCAGGCGUUCCGUUUCAAUAAAAAUUUUUAAAACAGUUUGUGAUUCUCAAUCAUUUUUUGUAUAUUUUUGUUAUUAAGUUCCGUUCGUGAUGAACUUCGUUUGAAAUAUUUUUCUGGUUUUGGUUAUGUAUCAGUUCGUGUUGAUAUAAGAGGAACAGGAAAUUCAGAAGGAAUUUUUGACGAUGAAUACAGUGAACAAGAACAAAAAGAUUGUGGAGAAGUUUUAGAUUGGAUUUCGAGACAGACAUGGUGUACCGGAAAAAUCGUUAUGUUUGGAAAAUCGUGGGGUGGUUUCAAUGGACUGCAAAUGGCUGCUCUAAGACCGAAAAACUUAGCCGGUGUAAUUUCUGCUUAUUCAACCGAUGAUCGAUAUAGUGAUGACAUUCAUUAUUGUGGUGGUUGUAUUGCUGCAGGCGAAGCUCUCAGUUGGUCAACUCAAAUGUUAGUUUGGUCUGCAUGUGCGCCCCAUCCCCAGUAUCAAGGCGGAUUAGAUGUCGAGAAUGAUAAAUGGUUGAUUAUGUGGAAAAAACGAUUAGAAGAUCUUGAUCCCCUGGAUUCCAUUUGGUUAAAACAUCAAACACGCGAUAAUUAUUGGCGUCAUGGCAGCAUUUGUGAAGAUUAUUCUCAAAUCCAAUGUCCGGUAUUACUAAUUGGAGGUUUUUCUGAUUUAUAUACGGAUCCCGUAUUUCGAAUGAUGUCAGCAUUGACAUCGUGUGAAAAACGAGCUAUCAUCGGCCCUUGGGGACAUCAGUGGAGCGACAGUGCUUAUCCCGGUCCACAAAUUGGAAUAUUACAAGAAUUUGUGCGAUGGAUGGAUCAUUAUAUUAAAGGAAUCGAUAAUGGAAUAAAUCAUGAGCCAGUGUUAUCUAUUUAUCAACUUCAUCCAAAUUCAGAUGAAUUGCAUUCCGUUGUGGAAGAGCGAAAAGGAGAAUGGCUACAUAUUAACCACGUACCAGCGUAUGAGAAUGAACGAGAUAAAAGGAAUAAAAAUGCAUUACGCAGAACAAAUUCAAUUGAAAAUCAAACAAUGGAACAAAUCACACUUUUUUUGACUUCGUCCUAUUUGCUUCAAUCCAACUCACCUUCUCAACCUUCAUCCACUCUUUCAUUUUCAUCAUCACAAUUCACAGGUAUGGUAGGGGGUAAUUGGUUAGGUUGGGGCACUUUGAUUCAUCCUGAUCAUCCGGUCGAUCAGCGAGAAGAUGAUGGACGAUCGAUUUGUUUCACUGCAGCAGAACACUUAAAUGAAGAUUUAGAACUAUUUGGAUUUCCGUCCGUUCGCUUUGAUGUUAGUUGUGACCAACCUAAUGCAUUGCUCUGCGUUCGUUUAUGUGCAAUUCAUCCUACACGUGGUGCAUCAGUACUAAUUGCAAGAGGAAUUUUAAAUUUAACACAUCGAGAUUCACAUGAAAAUCCAGAACCGUUACAAAUUGGACAAGUUUAUAGCAUUAAUAUAACACUGUCAUCAACUUGUGUUCGAAUAGCAGCUGGAUAUCGUCUUCGACUCGCAGUUUCAACAUGUUAUUGGCCAUUAGUCUGGCCUUCCGCACAUCCAGCAACUGUGACCCUGCAUUUUAAUACCGAACAUCCACCGACUGUUAUUCUUCCGAAAUUAAUAAAUAAAUGUUUCACCAAACCAGAGUUUGGAUUAGCAGAAGUAGCGGUGGGCCUUGAAACUGUUCAACAUCGUCGUGCAUUUGUCACUCGUGCUCGUUCACUUGAUGAGGUCAAUGAAAUAAGUAAAUUAAAGCUCGUUAGUGAUUGUGGUUCAAUCGAAUAUCCUAAUGGUGUUUUGUUCGAUGAGACAGAUGAACAAGUCUAUGAAAUUCAAGAAAAUCAGCCACUGUCAGCUAGUAUAACGAUCCAGAGAGAUCUAAUAUAUUCUUUGAAUGAACUAGUGAAAGCCGAUAUUAGAACAAAUUCAAAAAUGUACUCAAAUGAGAAUAAAGAGUUUAUUAUAGAACAUGAGUUAAAUAUUAAAAAUCACGGUGAACGAUUUUUUGAAAAGAAAUGGAAAAAUGUUUUUACACGAAUUUGGAACUAA